Messenger RNA from Pseudonaja textilis, 2424 nucleotides. RefSeq names its product tRNA methyltransferase 10A (gene TRMT10A). NCBI's taxonomy places the organism in Eukaryota, Metazoa, Chordata, Lepidosauria, Squamata, Elapidae. Gene Ontology annotation, molecular function: methyltransferase activity; tRNA binding. The record is from RefSeq and is a predicted model, not a curated record. Gene Ontology annotation, cellular component: cytosol; nucleoplasm; nucleus. Gene Ontology annotation, biological process: tRNA N1-guanine methylation.
AGUCCGCGUCGAGGACUGCAACUGCGGUCUCGGGCGUCAGCGGCGCGUGCGAAGGGAAGGGCUAGCCCGGCUUCCUGGUCCUUCGGCGGUGGCUAUUGCUCCUGGUUCGUGCGCUGGGCUGCGAGCUCAUGUCUUCAGGAAUGCCACCAGAAAACUUUAAAACAACCAAUGUUACUGAUACAGAGGAAAAAGUGAAGUGCAACAUUGAUAAGGUAGAAAUUACAGAAUUGCCGGUGGAAAAGAUGGAGAACAUUGAAACUAUGUCAAAAAGACAGCGAAAGAAACUAAUAAAGCAGAAACAAUGGGAAGAACAAAGAAUCUUACGCAAACAAAAACGUAAAGAAAAACGCUUGAAAAGAAAAAUGGAGCGCCAAUCUCAGCUGGAAUCAAACGGUGAAGGAAGUGUCAGGAAACAUAUGCGUAGGGAUAUUGUUCCUAGUGCACUUCGGCUUAUAAUAGACUGCAGUUUUGACAAUUUAAUGGAAUUAAAGGAUGUCAAGAAACUUCACAAGCAAAUUCAGAGAUGUUAUGCAGAAAAUCGUAAAGCACUUCAUCCUGUUCAGUUUUACUUGUCCAGUCAUGGAGGCCAGCUGAAGGACAACAUGAAUGAAACAGACAAAGGAUGGAUAAAUUGGAAGGAUAUUCAAAUUAAAUCAGAGCAUUAUAGUGAGUUGGUGAAAAAGGAAGAUCUUGUUUACCUUACUUCAGAUUCUCCAGAUGUCUUGAGUGAAUUAGAUGAAUCAAAAGCCUAUGUUAUUGGAGGCUUGGUUGAUCACAAUCAUCACAAGGGAAUUACAUACAAAAGAGCGAAAGAACAAGGUAUAAGCCAUGCACAGCUCCCCCUAGGAAACUUUGUGAAAAUGAACAGCAGGAAAGUUCUGGCAGUCAAUCAUGUAUUUGAAAUCAUCUUGGCAUAUCUGGAAAAGAAGAACUGGGAAGAAGCCUUUUUUACUAUCUUGCCACAACGAAAAGGGGCCAAACUGCUGCAUGAGGCAACCGAGGUGACAGUUGCCUCCCUGUGCAAGCAGCAAGAGUCAGGAAUUAUUCAAGAUGAAGUCUCUGAAAAGAGCUAAAUGUUAAUGAAAAUGCUACUCAUGACACGAGAAAGAAAGCUUCCAACUUUGGAAUUUAUGAAAUGCUAUACCUUCUCUCUUGGUUUUAAGCACUAGAUUUUUAUUACCAAAUUUAAGCUGUAUAUUUAGUCAUAAAAUAUUUAAUGGCAUUUAAAUAUGCAAAAAGAAUUGUUGAAGGAGUUUAGAUUUCCAAAGAUGCCAGUGUUUAUUUUCCUCCUUAAUCUUUUAUUUAAUAAUUUGCUGGAGUCUAUUUGUUUUUUAUUCUGAACUUCACAGCAGAAUUUUAAUUGUAAUACAGUCAACAUUCACUUGGCUGAAACUCAUGUUAAGUAUAUUUUCUUGUUUCUAAUUUUCUUUGCUUCAUGUUUGUAAUAUAUGAGAUCUUUCCUUAGUAAAGAUAAGACAUGACAAAAUUCAACUGCAACUAGAAUAGUAGAUUAGGAAGUUGAAGAGUAAUUUGCAUGUCAUUAAGGCUUUUUGUUUUAAUCUAAAUCUUCUUGAUUCCUGUGCUUGUAGAAACAGGACAGAAAUUUACAUUUCAGCUUUGCUGAUGCAACCCAACUACAGUUUACAAAGUACGCACACUUAGUGAUUUCUGCAGUAAGAAUGAAAAUGAGGUCACAUUGUCAGAAACAUAACCGAUACAGCAGCUUUUCAUUACACUACUGAGAUUGUCUAUGCGUAAGGAGUUAGCGUUGUAUGUCUUUCACCCCCAAGGCUCAGAUAUGAAGCAGCUAGACUUUAACAGCUUCUGUUGUGAAUACAAGAACUACUGCAAAUAAAUACAAGAAGGGGCUCUGCCCCAAUUUCACUGAAAGAUGUUUUUUAAUAGUUACAAUUCUUUAUUGCCAAUAUUAAAAUUGUUGGACAUCCAAAAAGGCAUAUUUCCUAUGUGCUAUAAUGUUACAUGGCAUGAUGGAAAAAAAAAAGUCUUUCUUCAAAGUUACUUAGUUUUCAGAAGUUCAAAAUCACUAUGAAAUUCAGUUAUAUUCCAAAAGCUUGAAAUGUUUUAGACAAAUUAAGAAACUUUCAUAUGAUUGAAGAAGUUAAGCAAAUAUUAAACUUAGAAACUAAUUAGAAUUAAGUUUGUUGUAGGGGUCAUUUGAAAAAGCUGACCAAAUAAAUUGUGUGAAUGGUGUAAUUAUGCUUUUAAACUUGAAUUCCUUUUUGCUCAUCUUAUUCUAUCUUAUGUGAAAUUUAAAAUAACAAAUGUGCUCUCUCUAUAUAUAUACACACACAUACAAACAGAUUGCCAGUAAAUAGUAUUCAAAGUUGAUCAAAGUUGUUUAAUCUGUUGAAUUAAUUCUUCCAUGUAGUUGAACUGGUUCUACAUAUUUUAGUUAUUUCACUG